Poecilia reticulata (guppy) is the source of this 3429-nucleotide messenger RNA. RefSeq names its product sex hormone-binding globulin (gene shbg). The record is from RefSeq and is a predicted model, not a curated record. NCBI's taxonomy places the organism in Eukaryota, Metazoa, Chordata, Actinopteri, Cyprinodontiformes, Poeciliidae. Gene Ontology annotation, molecular function: steroid binding.
UUUCUAGUUUCUUUUUCUAAGUUAGCCAGAGUAUUUAGGAACUUUCUGUUUCCCAGGAGUUUAAAUAAAACAUGUCACAGAAGUCUGUUUUUCUUAGCCGCUCUUCAAAAUGGGAAAGAUGGAAGAACAUGCCAGUAGUUUUUAUUGAUUAGAAAUGUUUUGUACAUCUAUUUGGGUCUCUUUUGCUUCUAGGCUAAAUGUUAAUAAGUUCAUGUAUUUUUGGUGUCUGGAAAAUAAGUCGUUUCAAAAACCUUUGGCCCCGCCCCUUUCCUACCAACCCAAGAAAAGCUCCGCCCACUUCAAUAUCAGAAGCAUUCAUUAUGAUAGAGAAACCUUCAAAUCUGAUUAACAGCAGCAAAUCUUUCGAUUUAAGAUUUCGAUCAAAGAAAUUUGUAUUCAUUUUGAGAGACUGCGCUUUCAUUUCACCCGUUUGAUCGUUCUGAGGUGCUAACAUGUUCACUGACACCUUUAUUUACAUUUUAGAGAUAAUGUAAGGAUUUUGAAUCAAAUCCUGAUGUUUGCAGGUAGUUUAUGGUGUUUUGAUAUUUGCACAAAUUGUUUUGAGAAAUGCUCUCACUGCUUUGCAAACACGGAGGACGAUUUGGGAAAUUCACCAAAGCGACGGUAGAACUGUAAAGGAAUUGUAAAGUAUAAACACUGAGUUUGUUGUACUCAAUGACCUCUCUAAAUAUGGUAAUGUUUAACUUAGCAUGACUUUCAAAUGGCUGUGCAGUGCUUUCAUGGGAAUUUUUAGGUGAACUCACCAAUAUCUGAUUUUUUUUUGUGUUGGAAAACUGAGUGAACUUUCACAAUGAAAACAUGACAAAGCCAUCCGGCAGCCUCAUUCGUAGGCAUGGCGACAGGGCUUUUUUAUUUUGAUGAUGAAGACGCUUUCAUUGACAUAAGCACUUGCUUUAAAGGAAUCAGUUAUCAGUUUUGAGCAAGCAGCUUGCUUUUGCAGGUUAUCGCCCAGCUUUUACAGUUUACAGCGGCUGCUUUGAGAAAUGCUGUCAAUGCAGAUGCUGGUGGUGAUGCACCGAAAUGACAGAGGAAAACGAAUAUGUUCGAUUUCUGGUGCAUUUCAGGUCUUAUUUUUAUAAAAGCUGCACAGCGGCGUGACAAUCAAUAAAGGUAUUGUUUACACCAACGCCGUCACCUUCCGUCACUUUUAUCGACGUCGGAUCGGUCAAAUGGUGUUACGCUAUUAAAAACAACCAAGAGGAGGAAGAAUUUUGUGUUCAGCUUUGAUUUGACAUUUUCAGAUCAGCUCCUAAUCCUCAGCAGCUGAGUAGCAGAUUGAGGCUGUUUGUAUGUCAGUUGCUCUUUUCCCAGUACUUUCCAGUUAUCACAGGCUUCCUGGAAGGAGAUGGUAUCGAGGGGAAUCCAGCAAGCAGAAAGGAGACAGCAGAGCGUUGUGGCUUCAAGUCUUGCAUGCACACAGACGAAUCAGAAGCCAGAGGUGGGUGCAUCAGGUUCCUGCGGCAUGGGUAAACACACACCAGUGGUCGCACUGAGGUCGCUGACCCCGGCUGGUAGUUGGAGGCUCGUUUCAGUUCCUUUAAUCUCCCUGAUUUCAACAUUUUGUUGUUUUUUUCAUAUAUAAUACACAUCUAAAUGUGGGUUUUGCUCCGUUUUAUCAGCAAUACCAACAUAACAUAACUUUUAUUUGAACAGUUUUGAUUUUCUUUUUUUUUAUAUACUGUGAGCUGCAUUACUCCCACCUACCAACCUUUAAACUACCACACUAGUCACGGCCGAAGCUCUUCCUCCAGAGGAUCGAUCGCCUGCACUGACCGCUCUCCGUUUGCCCUCUGGACCCCGUGACAGUGUGCCAACACUCACCUACGCUCCACUCACACACGCACACACACUGUGGCAAUCUCCCUGCUAUUUAUCCCACGAGAAAGCUCAGAGUGCCAAGACCACCCUGGGGCUUUAGAGAGUGCGUUCUGGGAGGACUGGGAGGCAGAAGGAUGGCCGUGUUUUGGAAAGCAGUGGCAGCUGGAUUGCUCUUAGCUGUCUGCCUCAUGGGAUGGACAGUUGAUGGGCAGGGGAACGGUAAAAAAAAGGUAUCUGGGGAUUCAAUCAUCUACCUCGGCCAGGAGAGAAACCCCUGGAGGCCGCUGAUCCGCACCACAGCCAACCUCACCGAGAUCCGCAGCAUCAAGUCCACCUUUCAGUUCCGGACCUUCGACCCCGAGGGAGUGAUUUUCUACGGAGACACCAAAAAUGGAGAGGACUGGUUUGUUUUGUCCCUGAAAGAAGGGUUCCCCCUCAUGCAGAUCAGCAAAGAAGACGUGCAAGUCAGCGUGACAGGGGGUCCGAAGCUCAACGACGGGAAGUGGCACACGUUGGAUGUGAGCAACCGGGGAAAGUUUGUCAUUCUGGAGGUGGACGGCCUGCCUGGACUGGUGGUGGGAAUGCACUCCAGACAGACAAAGGAGGUCAUUUCCGGGCAACUUCGACUGGCCCUUGGUGGGAUCCUGACCAGCAAGGACAAGUUGAUCGUUGAGUUUGAGCCACAGAUGGACGGCUGCGUGCGCGAAGGCCACUGGUUAAACCUCAGCAUGCCCUGGGAGGCGGACGCCGACGAGCUCUGGCUCUGCCACCAGAACAUCCAACCUGGCAGCUUUUUCGCUGGCGAAGGAUUCGCCGUUUUCAACACCUCAGUUUUCCAAACGAUGAAAGAUCUUGGCUUCAGAGUUGAAUUUUGGGGGGACUUCACUAAGAUGGAGGGCACCAUUCUGAGCAUGAUGUCCUCACAAGGAGAGCUGCUGGCAGUCGUGGAAGCCAAUAAUAGCACGAAUGAGAUUCAUCUCACUAUCAGGAAGCAAAAACACAUUCUGACAAACGCUAUGAAGCAGCUGAGGAUUACUUUUUUUGAGAAAGCGGUGCAAGUGGUUACAUUUUUAGAUGAAGCGAAUACAGAGGUAGUUUCUUAUGAUCCGCUGAGUGCCCCCGAAUAUCUGACGGAGCUGAGAGAGGGGCGUCUCGCCAUUGGAGGUCUUCUAGGUGGCGUUAAAGAUAUGGUUGGCUCCAAUUUCCUGAGAGGCUGCCUGGAGAAGAUCAAAAUCCAACUGAAGGAUUUAGAUCUGGAUUCAGCUGUCAAAGACAUGUCAGCUUCUUCACACAGCUGCCCGGUGUAGGAAGCUUGCAAGGGGCUGGAGGAGGACAGGAUGCUGGCUGUUAAGGACUUCAUGUGUCUGUAGUUCAUAAAAAUAAGAUGACUGAUAAUUAUUUCCAGAAUAGUGUGAUUAAUUAAACAAAAACAAUAUGUCUAAGUAUAAAUCAAAAUAACAGACAAAAAGUCUGUAUGUAAAAUAUAUAUUUUUUAGCAACCUAAGAUACAAACUUAACUCAGAGAAACAAUAUGCGGCUGCAAAAUUGACUAAAAUUGAACAACCCAAAAAAAAAGAGCAAAUAAAAAAA